Triticum urartu is the source of this 391-nucleotide messenger RNA. NCBI's taxonomy places the organism in Eukaryota, Viridiplantae, Streptophyta, Magnoliopsida, Poales, Poaceae. The record is from RefSeq and is a predicted model, not a curated record.
AUGGACGCUAUCGCCUACAUCGAGGAGCUGCAGGAGCAGGAGCGCCAGAUUCUUGCCGCCCUCCGAACCGACAGCUGCACCGCCGUGGCCAAGGUGGACGAUGCCGCCUCGACCGGCAGCAACGCAGAGGACCAUGGCGUCGGCUCCUCGCCGCGGAAGAAGAUGAGGAGGACCACCUCUGCCUCCUCCAUUAACGGCGCCUUCUGUUCUCCUUCCACGCAUCCGGUUCAAAUCUUUGAGGCAGAAGGAAUGCAUGGUGCUCAAACAAUCAAGGAGAUGAUACAAACUCACAAAGCCAUCUCGAUGUGAGAAGAAGCUCACCGAUGUCUAUGAGUCCAUGUUGAAGAUUAAGUGUUGCAAAUAAUGCACUAAUGGGCAUCCCAUCUAUCUA